Molecule: messenger RNA, 1785 nt
Organism: Vanessa atalanta (red admiral)
Lineage: Eukaryota; Metazoa; Arthropoda; Insecta; Lepidoptera; Nymphalidae
Gene: grp
Product: serine/threonine-protein kinase grp
Exons: 7
Coding region: 117-1529 (470 amino acids)
Biological process (GO): protein phosphorylation; microtubule cytoskeleton organization; intracellular signal transduction
Cellular component (GO): cytoplasm
Molecular function (GO): ATP binding; protein serine/threonine kinase activity; tau-protein kinase activity
Source: RefSeq, a predicted model, not a curated record
CGUACGAAACGAUGGCGCGGUCGGGUUGGUUGGCGAUUGGUGAACGAAUUGUAGAGGGAAGGAAAAAGAAAAAUGGCAAAAUGGUGUAGAAGUCGUUGAAAAGGCUCAGCGGAGCCAUGGCUGCCGGCGGUGAAUUCGUUGAGGGUUGGCUGGUCGCGCAAGUUCUCGGCGAGGGUGCAUAUGGAGAGGUUCGGCUGCUGGUGCAUUCGCGUUCGGGCGCAUGCGUCGCACUGAAGGCUGUGCGCGCCGGAGAAGGAGGCGCGCGCGAGGCGGCGCUGCACCGCGCGCUGCGUCACCCGCACGUGUUGCGCUGUCUGGGCGAGCGCCGCCAUGACCAUCUGCACUAUUUGUUUCUGGAGUACGCGCAGGGCGGCGAAUUGUUCGAUCGCAUCGAGCCCGACGCAGGCAUGCCGCCUCAAGACGCGCGACGGUACUGGCGCCAGCUGGCCGCGGGCCUGCAUUAUCUGCACUCGCGAGGCGUAGCACAUCGCGACAUCAAGCCUGAGAAUCUCCUGCUCGAUAACGACGACAACCUAAAAAUAUCCGAUUUUGGAAUGGCGACUCUCUUCAGGCACGGGUCUCGCGAGCGACUGCUAGCGCGCGUGUGUGGGACGGUGCCGUACGCCGCGCCCGAGGUGCUGCGCGCCGAGACGCGGCCCUACCGCGCGCCGCCCGCCGACCUGUGGGCCGCGGCGCUCGUGCUGCUCGCCAUGCUCGCCGGUGAGUUGCCAUGGGAGCGAGCUAGCUUGGAAGACCCACGUUACGCGUUGUGGAGUACAUGGGCGGAGGCGGAGCGAGCAGAUGCGGCAGUGCCCGGCGGAGUGUGGCGUAAACUGAGCGCCGGCGCUCUGGCGCUCCUGCGACGUGCGCUGCGACCUGACGCCGCACGUCGUCCCGCACUCGAGUCGCUACUCGAGCACCGCUGGCUCACGCAGAGUGACAUCGACCUCGCUCAGCCUCGCGAAGGAACCAAGCGAGUAUGGAGCUCGCAGCCGCUAAUGGCUGCCGAGGCGGGUACGGGGGACCAAGACGCGCUCGUGCUGAGCGCCGCGGACAUGGACGCACUGCUGAGCUACUCGCAGCCCGCACACACCGACGACUUGCUGCUGUCCACCCCGCCAGACGCCACGCAGGGCACGCAGCCCGGCUUGCUGCAACGCCUGGUGCGACGCAUGACGCGCGUUUGGAUGCGCUGUGACGACACGGCCGCGCUGAAAGCGCUCACCGACCUACUCGAUGAGAAGCGCUACGUUUGGCGCCGUGUACAUCCACGCAUCUUGGCUAUUGACUGCGGGGACGAGGUACGUAUGCGCGCGUGGGCUUUGCGCGUUUGCCAAGAGGAUAGCGAAGCACAUUCGGUGUUGGAGUUUCGUCGAUCUCGCGGAUGCGGACUGGCGUUCAAGCGGCGCUAUUUGGAGCUACGACGAUCGUUGCAGCCGCUGUCCACGCCACCGCCCCCGCGGGCCGACAUGCUCUCUGCGCCGCUGUACGCGCUGGAGCCUAUGGACACCGCCAUGGACCUCUCGUGACGUCUGGAUGGAUUUGUUCCUAUUCUCUCUGCUGAGUGAAUCCAUUCGAUACGCAAGUUGGGAGAAAUAUCGAGUCCUCCGCCUUAAAUGUGAUAUUGAUAUUGAAAGUGUUAUUUGUUAAAUAUUAGCUUUAAAUUAUUACUUUUGAGUGUCAUUAGAAUAAUAUGCUGUUAUUUGUAUUUUCUAUAAUAGUUGUAAGAGAAGAACGUAAAUAAUUUUCAUGUAUACUUUAUAAUAUAAAAUCUUUUUUCUAUAA